GUUGUGCUUCGAGCGUGCACAUCUACCGAUAAAAGUGACUCCAAUUUAAUUUCGUGUCGACGAUCUGCUUUUACGGAUUUCGUUUUUUCCGGAUUUUUUAAAUUCGUUCAUAAGAUAUUCUCAAGAUGCAAUUGAUGUUGAUGCGGACCGCAUCAUGGAUGGUCUCUAUGUUGCUAACGAUAUCGCAACCACUGUUCUGGAUUCUGAAUCGCAAACAGCCCCCAAAAAUACCACCAACGGACAAUCCUCUCCUCCAGCUGAGCGCCAGCGAAUUGGCCAAGAGGAUACGCCUUCGUCAGGUUUCGAGUGAGGCUGUAGUCACUGCCUAUAUCGAGAGAAUAAAACGAGUAAAUCCGCUCCUCAAUGCGGUUGUUGAUGAGCGAUAUGAAGAUGCCAUCAGAGAAGCACAACAUUGUGACAAAAUGCUCGGGAAUGGAGAAGUCACCGUUGAGGAGAUUGCUGUGAAUAGGCCGUUGUAUGGUGUGCCUAUCACAGUUAAAGAAAGUUGUGCAGUCAAAGGUCUCAGUUACACCGGGUGCACCACGAUGCGACGAGGAAUCAAAGCAAACGAAGACUGUCUCGCUGUAGCAAUUAUGAAGAGAGCUGGCGCAAUCCCACUGUGUGUUACUAAUACUCCAGAAUUAUGUAGUACUUUCGAAUCGACCAAUUGCGUGUAUGGCACUACAGUCAAUCCAUAUGAUGGCAGACGAUCCGCCGGUGGUUCUUCCGGAGGCGAGGGCGCACUCUUAGGAGCUGGCGCUUCACUCAUAGGUGUUGCUUCCGAUACUGCGGGGUCCAUUCGAGUUCCCGGUCUCUUCAAUGGGAUCUUUGGACACAAACCUACACCUGGACUAGUACCACUCAAGGGACAUUAUCCUCUUGUCAACAAUGCCAAGUUUCAAAAAUACUUGGUCAUCGGCCCAAUGGCAAGAUACACCGAGGACUUGAUUUUGGCUUUCAAAGUCAUGUCCGCGGACUGCAAGGAGAAUCUACGUCUAGAUGACCCAGUCGAGCUUUCCAAACUCGAUGUAUUCUGUAUAGAUGAUGCUGAUCCUAGUUUUGGAUUUACGCCUCCUAACGGAGAUAUCAAAGGCGCAAUUCAUCGAGCUGCUAAACAUUUUGAAAAGCUCGGCGCAAGAGUCAGUAAGCCUGACAUCGGGGGGAUAUCUGACUUCUUUCCGAUAGGAGUUGCAUGUUUUCUAGACCUGGAGGAUAAACCAACUAUUCUGAUACACCCCAAUAAUAAACAGGAGCGUGUGAAUUCAACCCUAGAAUUCAUCAAGUCGUUAGUAGGACUGUCCCAAUACAGCAGACAUGCGAUCAUGAUGGGCAUGUUCCAGGACGUGAAUGGACUUAUAGCUCCAUCAGACGUGCCUAAGUACAUCAGAAAAGCGGAGGAAUUGAAAAUCACACUCUUGAAACACCUUGGGGAUAAUGGAGUAUUUUUAUAUCCAUCAUUCGUGAGUACAGCCCCACUUGUCGGUCAAACUUUUCUACAAUCAACAGGGGGAAGUUAUUCUCUGCUAUGCAAUGUUCUUGGUUUUCCAUCGACUCAGGUGCCCAUGGGGCUGAAUGCUCAGGGUCUGCCUGUAGGAUUCCAGGUGUUUGCUGCUCCACAUCAAGACCGAUUGUGUCUAGCUGUAGCGAAGGAACUGGAGCGAGUAUUUGGUGGAUGGAUACCACCGGCGACGAGUUGAGCACAACAUGGAGCUCAUGGGAAUUUUUCAUAACUAGGAACGAAGUGAUGAAACGAAAACAUUCGAUGUUUUCUUCUGAUAAAUGUCUGGAUGACAAAUGGUUUUCGCAAAUAUGUGAAAAAUUCCCUCUACUGCCGGAGGAAUUCCCAAUAAACAUGUACUGACAUUUCAACUUCUCAAACUCACGUGUUUCCGAGAUGAAGAUAUUAUUAAUAAUAGUGGAAAAUUUGACUUUUCACAAUUUUUUACCCAUAAAUAGAAAAAUCCCACUAUUAAUACUUUGAUAAAUGGGGAAAACCUGCCAUGUAAAUCAGAUUUGAACGCAUCGCCUUCAAUUUUUAAGAGAAGUGCUGUCUUAAUUUGUUAAUAAAAUCGAUUGAAAAAAUUGAAAAACUUAAUUUCAAAGUAAUUUCCCAGAUUUUCUGCGCAGUUUUCUCAAUGGAAAUAUUCAAUAGAAAAUGUUCUUUAGAAAAAAUCAA
Diachasma alloeum is the source of this 2176-nucleotide messenger RNA. Its product is annotated as fatty-acid amide hydrolase 2. The transcript is spliced from 10 exons. The coding region runs from base 126 to 1697 and encodes 523 amino acids. The record is from RefSeq and is a predicted model, not a curated record. Lineage: Eukaryota; Metazoa; Arthropoda; Insecta; Hymenoptera; Braconidae.